UAAUAUUAAGAAAAAUUCUGAAUACACAUUAGUCUUUGCAAGCAAAUACCGGCCCACUGUCUGUCUAUCUUCAAAAGAAAAUUUCACAAUUACAAGUAUAAUUACAUUUCCAUUUGAAUUUCUGAAAACAGCCGGGAAGAAAUUAAGCAGAAGACUGUCGUUGACUAAAUUCUUUUCCGUCAUCAGAUAAUUGAACUUUCGUGGCAACGGCCGAUUGAAAAGGGGGAGUUUGAGUUAAACGAUUCGCCAUUUGGCUCGUAUAUAUACCGUGCAGAAUAUAACUCGCGAAAAAGUCAUAAAAAUAUUCAAAGAGCAAAUAAGAAGGGGCCGUUUUUCAAAUUGAAAUAAAAUAAAACAAAUCGAUAAAAAAAAAACGUAAACUGAUGGACCACACACACGCGCGUGACCCGAGAGUCUUGUAUAGAAAGGCGCCCCCCUCUCCCCCCAGUCGUUAACCAGAGACUCGAGGAUCUUUCGAGAACAUGUCGUAAAAGUCAACACGCAUUAGCUAUAAACAUAUUAUGAUCCGCUUCCAGGAAAUGCAUUUACAAUGGCUCGUUGCUGGGUUUUCGGUGGAUUCGCAACAGCGCUAAACUGGGAAUCGAUUAAUUUUGUAGAAUUUAAUUUCUGAUAUUCUUAAUGCACUACAACUGAUGCUUCCUUUUUUGCAACAGAGAUUAACUCGUUUGUUACACAACAAAGAAAAACAAAAAACGAAAUGUAAACAUCAUCCGCUGGAUUGAUUUUUAAUCACUCCGGCCGAGUCACGUAACAACAACCCAAAAUAAUCCGAUCACGGAAAUAACAAGGAAACUUGCAUAACUUCUUCCUAUAGAAAAUCCUUCCUAAAUAAAUGUCAAAAGUAGUCAUUCGGGAACCAAAACAAUCCAACCCACCCAUUAUUCUACGCCCGUUAAUCGGCCCCUUCUCCCAUAAACAGCGAACCGAUCGAUAAAAUAAACGACACCAAUAAUAAGCAACAAAUAAAAAUACUGAUUAGAAUACCCAAAUUACGACAGGAUUCCAAUCCUGAUAUCAAAUAAAACAACAAAGUAAAUUACCGAAAUCGUUUGUUUUUUCUUUCCCGAAUGAUUAAAGUUAAAACUGACCAUCAGUUUAGUUUUAGAGUAUAUAGUAGGUCAGCGGUCACCCCCUAGAACUGUUUGUCGUAUACCGAGCGAGAGAGAGGUUUCCGUGUCGUGUGUCACUCCAUGGACGUCCAAGUUUUCGGCAACGUAAAUCAUCGAUCCAACGAACAGCGCGGGAGCGGGAUAUGGUCAUAAAGUUUUACAACAAAACUUUCGAUACCAGGUGAUGAAUUGACUGUGGUGGAGGACUGGGGGGGAGGGAGGUGCAUCAAAGGGGGAGAAAAAAUACUGAAAAAAGCCAAGAAGCAGUGGCUGUUGCCACAGAAGAAUAGACUCGAACACGACGCCAGACUGGCAACAACCAACGUUCUAGCCGCUUCCAACUCGAUUGCACAUCCAUACCCCGUGAAACUGGGGACAACUUUGAUCCGUCAGCCCCAAAGUGAAUUGUGUAUCCCCUACAUUCCCCCCCUCUUUCCCGUCUAAGCUCGUCAGUGUUCGUAUCGACGUGUCCAGGUAAAGUGUGCACGGGUGUUCGGCAAUCGUCAUCCCAGAAAGGAUAUUUUUUUCCCCAUUCGUGAUUGCGCAUUUCCACGCCAAAUAAUGGCACAUCACUUGUCCGCCAUCGUCCGUUUGUGUGGGCUGUUUUGGCUUUGCUCGACGGCCAGCGGUCUGUCCUUUGAAGAAUCAGUGCAACAACUGUCGAAAAAUUACGUGGAAAUCAAAGAAGUUUUGGAAGCCAAAGUCGUCCGUCUAGAGUCGAAAGUGAGCGGAUUGGAAUCGAAAAUCCAGCAGCAGAAUUCGCUGAUCGCUACGCUGCAAAAGGAAUGGCAAAGCGAAGAGAUGGACAUGAAGUUGCACGAAACCAAGGCCAUCGUCGAGGAUUUAUCGAUCAAAUUAAACGAGAGAACGGGCGCCAUGGUGGAAAUUGGGAAAAUGCCGUCGUCGUGCUCGGACCUCCAGCGGAUGGGACAUAAACUCAGCGGACUCUAUUCGGUGAUCGGCACCCGAACGGUGGAAAUGGUUUACUGCAAUUUUUACCCCAAUGGCAAAGAAAUGCAAAAGUGGAUCGGGUUCGCCGACGUCAAAUCAUCGCCCACCUAUUUCUACGUGUCGAGAAGUAACCCGUUCACCGAGACCAACACGCCCAUCACGUUCGACGUGGAGCAGCUCAACGUCGGCCGGGCCAUGAACCUGCAGACGGGCAAAUUCGUGGCGGCCAGGGCCGGCAAGUACAGUUUCUCCGUUUCGGGCGUGGCAUAUUUCCCUUACACGCCGCUGACUCCCGGCCUGUACAACGAAACUCCCGUUCUGGCCUCCUUCCGCUUUCAAAUCAGUUUGAUCAAAAACGGAAACUGGAUCGGCUCCGGCUACUCGCACACGACCAACACGGGCGGCACGUUCGAAACCUUCUCACUCGACUCGACCCUCAGUUUGAUUAAAGGCGACCAGGUCUGGGUGGAGAUCUCGGAAAUGUCCGACAAGGUCCUGCUGUACGGGCGCCGCUUCACCCACUUUACCGGCGUCUUCCUAGAGGAGGAAUUCUCCCAGUAG
This is a messenger RNA of Daphnia pulicaria, 2642 nucleotides long. RefSeq lists its product as uncharacterized. The transcript is spliced from 5 exons. The record is from RefSeq and is a predicted model, not a curated record. Gene Ontology annotation, molecular function: protein binding. Lineage: Eukaryota; Metazoa; Arthropoda; Branchiopoda; Diplostraca; Daphniidae. The coding region runs from base 1692 to 2642 and encodes 316 amino acids.